CGAGAGUUUUUGGGUUUGCUCAUUUAAUUAAUAUUUAUUAAACUCACUUCAGCACAAACUGAAUCAUUCUUUUUAACGCCCAUGCAACAGACACACCCAGUGAAAUCCCAAUCUUUAGAAGAAGAGCAGGUCAAGACGAAGCCAGCUGGGGCUGAAACCCUAAAAUCCAUCAUUAAAUGUGCACGGUGACAUAGCAGCAGUGAAAAGGAACCAUCAUACAGCUCCAUGUCCUCGUUAUCCCAGAGGGGCAGCAGGGACGGGGACACACAGUGCAGCUGGGCCUGCUGCGGCCUAGUUUGGUCCAGUGCAGCCUAGCCAGGCCUGGUGCGGCCUAGUUUGGUCUGGCAAGGCCUAGCCCAGUCCAGCGAGGCCUACUUUGGUCCGGUGCGGCCUAGCCUGAUUCGGCAAGGCCUACUUUGGUCCGGUGCGGCCUAGCCCGAUUUGGUGUGGCCUAGUUUGGUCCGGUGCGGCCUAGCCUGGUUCGGCGAGGCCUACUUUGGUCCGGUGCGGCCUAGACCGAUUUGCCGCGGCCUAGUUUGGUCCAGUGCGGCCUAGUCCGGUUCUGCGAGGCCUACUUUGGUCCGGCACAGCCUGGCCCGCUUCGGCGCUGCCUGGACAGGCCGGUCCAGCCCGGCCAAGCGCGGCUCAGAGCAGACCACAGCAGGCGGAAGGACCGGGGCCGUCCCCGUUAGUGCCCGCCCCGGAAGCCGGGGCGGUGCGGCGUUGCCGUGCCGUCGGCGGGGAGAUGGUGCUGCUGAGCGUACCGCUGUGGCUGCGCAGCCGCCUGACCGAUCGCUUCUGGAGGGUGCAGGAGGUGCUCAAGUAUGCCCGGCAUUUUCGUGGAAGGAAGAACCGCUGCUAUAAGUUGGCUGUACGAAAUGUUCGGAGAGCUUUUGUGAAGUCAACACAGGCCAGAAAACAGAAGAAAAGGUUCCUAAGAGCGCUCUGGAUCACUAGGAUCGAAGCAGCUUCUCUUGAACAUGGUUUGAAAUACUCAGCUUUUGUAAGCAAUCUGUUUAAGACCCAGGUGGAGCUGAAUAGGAAAAUGAUUGCCGAUUUGGCCAUUUAUGAGCCAAAGACAUUCAAGUCCCUCGCUGCUUUAGCCCAGAGGAGGAGACAAGAAGGUAUCCUCGCCGCCCUUGGAGAUGGGAAGGAACCAGAGGGGAUAUUUUCACGUAUCGUGCACCACUAUUAACAUCCAGCACCUGCAGAUGGGCGUCGUGAGCAGGAACUCGUAGUGCAGGGCAGACCUGCUCACUGGCUGAGGUCAGAGCUGUGGAACAGCCCCGUGAUGAUUCUGGCAGGGUGGAAGGGCAGGGCAUGUUUGUGUGGGUGAGUUGUAUUUUCCCUCUGUUACGUGUGAGAUGUGUUAAGAACGGGAGUUUGGUGUCAGUGGUGACACCUGUAGGAGUUCUGAUGUUAAAAUGUCUAUAGUGUGCAUACACCUGCUGUUAAAGACUUAAUAAAGAUUCUUUUUUUUUUUAACAAACAAUUUCCA
Molecule: messenger RNA, 1498 nt
Organism: Phasianus colchicus (ring-necked pheasant)
Lineage: Eukaryota; Metazoa; Chordata; Aves; Galliformes; Phasianidae
Gene: MRPL20
Product: mitochondrial ribosomal protein L20
Biological process (GO): translation
Cellular component (GO): ribosome
Molecular function (GO): structural constituent of ribosome; rRNA binding
Source: RefSeq, a predicted model, not a curated record